Chiloscyllium plagiosum (whitespotted bambooshark) is the source of this 2302-nucleotide messenger RNA. The record is from RefSeq and is a predicted model, not a curated record. NCBI's taxonomy places the organism in Eukaryota, Metazoa, Chordata, Chondrichthyes, Orectolobiformes, Hemiscylliidae.
CACAUGCUACUGAUGUUGUCUCGCUGACUGGUGCCCGUCGUUAAUGCUGCUGCUGGUCUAGUGGCAUAACUACUCCUUUCCUUAAAUGUUUCUUUCUACGCACCCGCGGGGAAUGUGGUAGUGACAUUGAUCCUUUUCAUUCAACAAAUUCUGUCAGUUCUCUGGAGGUGAACUGGGUUCACUGGCUGUAUAUUAUUCUUUCGGGUAUCCUUUGCUGAAUCACUUUACAGAGGGUUAACUUGCAGUGGGACACAGGGCAUCAGGUUCUUGCCGAAGUCCACGAGGUGAAUCCCUGAGUAAACUGCCAUCAAAGCUACGUCACACUCUUUGCAUAGUACAUCAGUUUUGAGCCUGUGGGAAACCGUGGACGUUUUCACAACCUUAGCACUGGGGGAGAGUUGCGUCAGUUGGUGCAGUGAUAUAGAAAGAGUUGAGGGCCUUUUCUGAGGAGUGAGCAUUGCUGAUUGGGCCAGCAUCUGUCUCUCAUCUGAAGUUGCCCUUCCAAUCGUCUUGAGCUGCCGCAAUGCAUGUGGUGUAGGUACAGCACAGUUCAUUAGGGAGGGAAUUCUCAGUUUUCGACUAACUAUAGUGAAGGAGUGGCAAUACAGUUCCAUGUCGGGAUGGUGUGUAGUUCGAGUGGAAUAUUACAGGUGGUUGGUCGGCUUUCGGCUAAAGAGACCAUAUUGUAGUCAAAGCUCCCUCAGUGCGCCCCAGUCAAGAUGCUAAUUUUGUUUGUGGCUCUGUUGUGAAUUGUCUCAGAUGAUGGAAAUUGUUAUAACUGUUAAAUUUUGAGCAGCGUUUUCAGAGUAGGUUGUUGGAUACGGAUUGAUGUGAAGCUCCUAAUACAAAAGUAUAUUUUUUCAGCUUUGUAGUUACAGAGCAUCAGUGAAGCGUGAUAAAGACCACAUAGAAGAGCUACAUAAUUGUAAAAACAUCGAGUUAAAAUGUUAACGAACACCUUGUCAGUCAGUGGCCACAAUGGAGUUGAAUCUUGAUCGCAAAAGGAAAAAGGUCUUUGUGCAGUUUCAGGAUGGCAGGAGGAUGAUGGGGGCUGUCGAGCCCCUCAGUGCCCUCUCUCGCUGGUACCUUUAUGCCAUCCACGGCUACUUCUGUGAGGUGAUGUUCACAGCUGCCUGGGAGUUUGUGGUCAAUUUCAACUGGAAAUUCCCAGGGGUAACCAGCGUUUGGGCCCUUUUCAUCUAUGGCACCUCCAUUAUGGUGGUGGAGCGGAUGUACCUGUGCCUGAAGGACCGGUGUCCAAGCGUGGUGAGGUGCAUCAUCUACACCCUCUGGACCUACGUCUGGGAGUUCUCGACCGGGCUUAUUCUGCGUCAGUUCAAUGCCUGCCCCUGGGACUACUCCCAGUUUGAUUAUGACUUCAUGGGGUUGGUGACACUGGAGUAUGCUGUGCCGUGGUUCUGCGCCUCUUUCAUUGUGGAAAAGCUGGUGAUCAGGAACACCCUGCGUUUGCGGUUCGAUGAGAACGGGGAGCCUCGCACCCCAACCAUUUCUCCACCGACGCUGUGGGGCCACUUGAAGCUGAGGAAGGUCGAGUAAAUCACUCGCUUUCAUUUCCCUAUUCGAUGGCAGCUGGAGUUCGGGAAUCUCCUGGUUUACAUUUCCAGACUCGGGAACAAACAACAACGGGACCUCAAGCCAGUUCAGAAAACGGUUUAUUUCUGUGCUUUUCCCUUUUUGGGAAUGGAGAAGCCCAUUUCCAUUGCGUUCUGACUCUAGCGCAGUAUAAUCUGGUUAAAGUGUUACUGCAAUGUCCUCGCUCCCAGUGCACGGACUGUCCACUAACAAGUAUUUGGUCCUCACUGACAGUGCUCUGCCUGGGGCUGCACAGAGUGGGACGAUUUAGUAUUUAUAACAACUUCUUUCUGUUCAUGAAAUAUCCGAGACCAACCCAACGAGAGACAGCUCCUGCAUGUUCUGCUGUUUUUAUGCUACUCAACUUGUUGCUAUUGUAAAAGGAUGUGGGAAAUAAGUGUAUUUGUGAACAAGUCACACAAUGUAGUGCGUAAUUGUCCACAAACACACUUUCAAUACGGUUUCACCUGUUUACCAAAAGGAGGAGUCAGUGAUCAGACGUUGUUCAGGUGUGUGUAAAGUGAACAGUUUGCUAGUCGGGGUUGAGAUCUGUCCACUGGCCAGGUGGCUGUGUGUGUACAUGUUUGGAGCCCAAACACCUGACACAACUGCAUGUGCCCAAAUAUUUUCUGAGGGCUGUUCCCAGAUCCGGAUCUGACUUGUGCAUUUCUGCUGUGUCAUUACAAUAAAAAGCAUCCUGUUGAGGAAA